AUGGGGAAGCUCAAGAAAGACAUUAUUCGUUUAGAGAAAGAAAAAGUCAUUCGAGUUGCCAAGGACGACCUCAUCAAUAACAUCUCAAGCAUCUUCGAUUGGGAUGAGGAGUUCGAAAAGCUAUCCAAGAGGGUCGAGUACACAAUUCGGGCUUGGCAUUUGUUAGAAUUUGAGGAUAUGAUGUAUAUCUACACCCUAUUUGAUCCUGUCAACGGAUCCAAGAAAUUGAAAAAAGAUGGACAUACUUUAACUUCAGAAGAAAUUGGUGAUCUUGAACAAAGGUUUCUCACAUACUUGUUUCAGGUGAUGGACAAGAGUCAUUUUAAGAUUGCAGAUAAUGAAGAAAUUGAGGUUGCGACUUCAGGGCAGUAUCUUCUACAUCUUCCCAUCGUGGUUGAUGAUUCCAAGCUUGACAACAAACUUUUGAAGAAAUAUUUUGAAGAUCAUCCUACCGAAAACAUUCCAGAUUUUUCUGAUAAGUAUGUCAUCUUCCGACGCGGCAUUGGACUUGAUAAGAAAACUGAUUGGUUUUUCAUGGAGAAGGUGGACAUUAUCAUUGCACGUAUUUGGAAAUAUUUGUUACGAAUAACCACGUUAGACAAAGUUUUCAAUAAAAAUACACCUGCAUCACCUAAGAAGAGUAUGACUAACUUUCCAGAGUCAGAAUCUGAGACAGAUGAGGAUGACUUCUUUGUUGAACGAAUCCGUCUUGACAGCAUGCAAUUAAGCAUUCAAAAUUUGCUUUCUAUGAACACAAUCCAGGAGCCUACUUUUGAUAGGAUUAUCGUUGUUUACAGGCAAGCAACUACCGAUAAGGAUCAUCCAGAACGGGGAAUACAUAUAAAACAUUUCAAAAAUAUCCCAAUGGCUGAUUUGGAGAUAGUUCUUCCUGAAAAAAAGAACCCAGGUUUAACACCAAUGGACUGGCUUUCAUUCAUAGGCUCUGCUGUAGUUGGUCUGGUUGCUGUUGUUACUUCGAUUGAAACGACUAAAGUCGAUCUUUGGGUUGUUUUUGCAAUUCUUUCCACUGUGAUUGGUUACUGUGCUAAGACAUAUUUCAGUUUUCAGCAGAACUUAGCUGAUUAUCAGAAUUUGAUAACACAAUCCAUGUACGAAAAACAACUAGAUAGCGGAAGGGGAACUCUUCUUCACUUGUGUGAUGACGUGAUUCAACAGGAAGUCAAGGAAGUAUUAAUAUGUUACCAUGUGUUAACUCAAAUAGGGGAAUCUACAUUACCAGAUCUGGAUGACAAUUGUGAGCGGCUGAUAAAAGAAUGGUAUGACGACGUAAUCAAUUUUGAUGUGGACGAUGCUAUUAAGAAGCUAGAGAAAUUGGAAAUUGUUACUAAGGAUAGCGAGGGACUGUAUAGCGCUGUUGGGCUGGAACGUGCCAACGAGAUCAUUGGCACCACCACUGAGGAGGUUGUCCUGAGCGCCAAGUCUAAAGAAAUCAGAGCUGAAGGUGAAGCUUAUGGUGCUGCUACGGGUGAAGGUAUUGCUGAUAAGCUUGAUGCUAUUAUUAAACCUACAGGAUUGGAAUCCGAUUACAGUCCUAAUUUAGGAGUCAAAGCCAAUAACAAUCCUGGAGAACACACCGGCUGUCCUAGCACACAUACAAACAAUGAUGUGGACCAUGAGACAAGGCACUCCACCACCUAUGAGUCACCGGAACAGACUGAAGCCACUGAGGCUAUCCUGCACUCUAGCCACAAACCUGCUUGUGCCUAUUCUGCCGAGAAGCAUGCUAGCACACAAACAAACAGUGAUGUGGAUCAUGAGACAAGGCAUUCCACCACCUCUGGGUCACCAAAAAUGACUAAAUCCGCUGAGGCUAUUUUGCACUCUCCCCUAAAUCCUGAUACUGCUGGUGCCUACUCUGCCCAAAAGCAUGCUAGCACACAAAGAAACAGUGAUGUGGAUCAUGAGACAAGGCACUCCGCCACCUCUGAGUCACCAAAACAUACUAAAGCCACUGAGGCUAUUUUGCACUCGGCCCCCAAGCCUGCUACUUCUAAUUCUAGUGCCUGCUCUGCCCAAAAGCAUGCUAGCACACAAAGAAACAGUGAUGUGGAUCAUGAGACAAGACACUCCACCACCUCUGAAUCACCAGAACAAACUACAGCCACUGAGGCUGUUCUGCACUCUGCCCCCAAGCCUGCUAGCACACAUGCAAACAGUGAUGUUGACCAUGAGGCAAGGCAUUCCAUCACUUAUGAGUCACCAGAACAGACUAAAGCCACCGAGACUGUCCUGCACUCUGCCCCCAAGCCUGCUACUGCCUAUUCAGGUGCCUACUCUACCCAAAAGCAUGCUAGCAAACAUACAAACAAUGAUGUGGAACAUGAGACAAGGCACUACACCACCUCUGAGUCACCAGAACAGACGGAAGCCAUUGAGGCUAUUCUGCACUCUACCCCUAAGCCUGCUACUGCCUACUCUGCCCAAAAGCAUGCUAGCACACAAAUAAACUGUGAUGUGGAUCAUGAGACAAGGCACUCCACCACCUCUGAGUCACCAGAACAGACUGAAGCCAUUGAGGCUAUUCUGCACUCUGCCCCUAAGCCUGCUACUGCUUACUCUGGUGCCUACUCUGCCCAAAAGCAUGCUAUCCCACAAAUAAACCGUGAUGCAUCUGAGUCACCAGAACAGACUAAAUCCACUGAGGCUAUUCUGCACUCUGCCCCCAAGCCUGCUACUGCCUAUUCUGGUGCCUACUCUGCCCACGAGCAUGCCAGCACACAUACAAACAAUGAUGUGGACCUUGAGACAAGACACUCCAGCACAUCUGAGUCACCAGAACAGACUAAAGCCACUGAGGCUAUUCUGGACUCUGCCCACAAGCCUGCUAAUGCCUAUUCUGGUGCAAAUAUAUCAAGACAAGGACCAUGA
Molecule: messenger RNA, 2889 nt
Organism: Fragaria vesca subsp. vesca
Lineage: Eukaryota; Viridiplantae; Streptophyta; Magnoliopsida; Rosales; Rosaceae
Exons: 15
Coding region: 1-2889 (962 amino acids)
Source: RefSeq, a predicted model, not a curated record